Messenger RNA from Ctenocephalides felis (cat flea), 450 nucleotides. Its product is annotated as protein PXR1-like. NCBI's taxonomy places the organism in Eukaryota, Metazoa, Arthropoda, Insecta, Siphonaptera, Pulicidae. The transcript has 2 exons. The coding region runs from base 1 to 450 and encodes 149 amino acids. The record is from RefSeq and is a predicted model, not a curated record.
AUGACAUUUCCAAAUUAUUUCAAAUUUUUUAUACAAGAUUCCAUAGAACAAGAUAAACAAAAGAAACAUGAAGAUUCUAAGACCAAAGAAGAAAGAAAGCGGGAAGAAAUCAGACGUUUCGAAGAAGCUUUAAGAAAACGACAGGAGAGGGAAGAAGAAGAAGAACAAAGACGGCAACGUGAAAAAUAUUGGAAAGAAAUGAAAGAAUACCAAGAAAAAAAGGAAAGAGAGAAAGCGCAGAAGGCUCAGAAAGACGCUGCUGAGCAAAAGAAAAAGCGUUAUUGGUGGCAGGACGAUAAGAGCGAAGCUUUCUCAAAAUCUAGUAGAUCAUCGAUUUCUAAAAGUGAUGAUAGUUCAUUCACAAGCGAUUCUAGUUCUGAAAGUAGUGAUAGUAGUUCUGAAUGGAGUUCUGACAGCUCAUCUUCGAGCAGUUCAUCAGAUUCUGAUUAA